AUGAGUCGCGACGAGAUGGAGACUGCCAACGGCUUCGACGAGGUAGCUGAUGCACGACCUACAACGGAGGAAGAGAGAAAGGAAGAGGAUAAGAAGGAGAGGAAGCGACUGAAAACCUUAAGGAAGCUGGACAAGAAGAGGAGGAGGCAGAGCCAACAGGCGCCAGAUUCGUCGAUGAUGGACUCUUCUCUGAUGGGCUCUUCGAUCAUGGAGGAGUAUGCUGCCCCGGAAAUGGCGGCAGAAGUAGAAGAGAAGAACCCUGCACAUGCGCUCCCGUCGAGCAAUGGUACCAAUGGACAUGUGAAAGAGAUGCAGGAGCAGGAGCAGAAGGAGCCUGUGGAGGAAGCAAAAUCCAAACAAUCCCGGAGAGGCGCCCGGUCCAGAAAAAGACGAUCGAAGGCUGAAGCGGCCGGGACCAGCGCCAUCGAUAAUACCCCACAACCUGCGGAACCCAUGAAUUACGAAAUAGAAAGCGAAGAUAUUGUGUCUGCGAUGAAGAAGGGUCGUUUGGCCAAGAGUCAGAGCACAGAGGCGAAGGUCAAGAAGUCAAAAAAGUCUAAGAAAUCGAAUCCGGAAUCGGAGGUUCAGCCAACCCUUGAUGAGGGAGAAGGCGCUGCUGUCAUGAACGCUCAAGAUCAGUCUAACAACCUAGGUCAAACCCCAGGUAAGAUCAAGAAGGCAAAACAAAGAUCGCAUAGGUCCCCCCACAAGCAGUCGCAGAACAAUGCUGCGACCGACGAGGACGACUCUGCCUCUAACUUGUACCCAUCCCACAAGCCUGCUCCUUACAACCUAUCAGCAUCCCACUCAGCUGUUCAGGAAGAUACCUCUGAGGUAGAAGCCCGGAUUCAAAACAGUGCCGAGCUAUUAGCACUCGAAGAGGCAGCAAACGAAGAAUCGGCACCUAAAGGACCUUCAAAGAAAGCUUUAGGCAAGAGAAAAGUUUCUGAUACGGCGAUGGGAUCAAAUUCUAAGCGCAGAAAAUCCAAGGUUAAGGCAGCAGAAACGGCCGAGUCGACCGAGUACGACUUCAUCUUAUCACAGAUUGCCCCCGUCGCAAACGAUGCACCGGAACCAAGACCACGCAGCAGGUCUCAUUCCGUUUCGAGCCAAUCACUGACGAAACUUGGUGAAACUGCUGCCCGGCUCUAUGCAAGCCAGAUGGAAAAUAAGAGGUAUUCGCCUGCUCCUUCGGAUGCCAGCUCGCUAGGACCCCCACCUUCCAGCACUUACAUGGCAUCAAAUAUGGCAUCGAGUCUGCAACGGAGAUCUACCCCGAUAUUUACACCUAUUAACAAGCUUCAAUCCACUGCUUCACACAUCAAACCCCCAGAGGGAAAUCCUGAUGAGCCUCCCUCACCACAGCCGGAACCGUCGCAACCGGAACCGGAACCGGAACCGGAAUCGGAACCGUCGGUUGAAAUACCAGCGCAGACUCCCAAAGCUGUCCAACCCCGGAAACGUGGCCUUCCUGCUGGUAAGCCGGAGUCGUCACAGGCCAAGACCAAGGCUAAGAGGAAGACGUUGAGCCGAGAGAGCAGUGCUGCUAAAACACCUAAAGCCAAAACGCUUAAGAAUCCGGUCACUAGCCAGGUCACUCCCUUACCAAAGGGGGCACGUCUUCCCGAUGAUGAUGCUCGUGCCAUCGAAGCUGCUGUCCAGUCGUACAGAGAUAUGAACGACCUCGAGCAGAGGGAUAUGAACGCCAUUAUUCAAGAUGAUGCUUCCAAAUCGAAAAACAGACAGUUCUGGACGCACAUGUAUGAAGAAGUUCCGAACCUACCACAAGUCAAGAUUCUCAAUCGGUGCCGUCGCCAGUUCCACAACUUCGAAGCACGCGGAUCGUGGACCGAGGAGCAGGACCAGGACUUGAAAGAUGCUUAUGAGAGACGUCCGGGCAAGUGGAAGCUAAUUGGUGCAGAGCUCAAUCGAUUUCCAGAAGAUUGUCGCGAUCGCUGGAGGAACUACUUGGUGUGUGGAGACAAUCAGGUAAAGGUUUCCUGGGAUCUCAGGGAAGAGGAGAAGCUGAGGAGGGUGGUGGAGGGAAUUGCGAAAGGUUUGAGGGCCGAUAAGCAAUUCAAAUCUUCGACGGACAUCUACAGCUUUAUGGAUUGGCAACGAGUCAGUGCCGAAAUGGGCCAUAAACGGAGUCGACUUCAAUGUCAGAUCAAGUGGAAGAAAAUUCAAAAGCGAGAGGAGGAGGAACCCGAAAGCCCGGGAGAGCAAGAUCUCGUGCCUAUAGCCAAACCCGGAUGGCGCCUUGAGAGCGCCGAGGCGGACGCUAAUUCAAUGCUUCCGGGGGAGAAACUCCAAAUGCUGUACCAGAUCAGGGACACCAAGGCCGGGAGGCAAAAAUCGAUUCCGUGGUACCAAAUUCAACAAGAACUCGGGACUUCUGGGAGAAGAAUGGCCUUCAAGAUUGCACUUAGGAGUAUGAAGGAGCUCAUCGAAGAUCACGAGUCCAUGAAACUUCAGGAAGUCGUGUCAGCCCUCAUCGACUUGUAUGAAAGUGCUGCUCCUGAGGAGCCGGACAUCAUGAGGGGUUUAAGGAUAGGCAAAUCUAAGCGCAAGAGAAAAUAUGUGUCCGAGGAUGACAACGGCGAAGAAUCAAACACAAUCAAAAAGAAGCGAAAGUCCAGUAAGACAGAGAGCUUCAGCGCCAAUGGUGAAGGUGCCAGUACUGCUGCAACGGCUGAGAUGAAAGAUGAUAACGACAAGACGCCUCCGGUUUCGGCCAAGCGACCCAAAAAGCUACGAUCACGCAUGAAAGCUCAGAAUUCAACUGAGAGCCAGGAAACAAAUGAUCAUGUAUCCGAUGCCGGCGGUGAUGAUAUUGGUCCUGCUUCCCAGGCCAUUAAGAAAAGCAAGUCCACGCGCAAAUCCCCUGGCCAGAAAGCAAAGAAGCCUAUUACCAAAGCAAGGACUUCGAAGCGGCCUCCUCUGAGUGAGUAUCGGGUGGUGGAAAGCGAGGAUGAGGAGCAGGUGGUUAUGGAAGACCCGAUACCGAACCCAGCGCGUGAGCAUGCCGUUCAACCCGAAAAUGAAGUUCAACCUGACGACGAGGUGCAGCAGGAGGAAGAUGAAGAUGCACCAUUAGACGAAAAUGAUCCGCAAGAUGACGAGAGCCGCCCUUACCUGGAUAUUCCCCCGCCAGACGAACCAGAAAUCCCGGAGUCGGAACACGAGAUGGACAACGGCUUUCAGUCAGGACAAAAUGGCUAUAUGAUGUAUGAAGACGAAGAGGACAUCGAGGACGAUGAGUAUGACUACACUCGCAUCACCCAUGAUCAAGAGAGCGUCGAUCUCGGUGAUUCUCAUUCUAUCGUUGCAAAUGGAUUCAAUAACGGCAGCUCUGAUGAGAUGGACAGUGUCGAAGAGAAUAUCCACCUUCGACUCGGCAGAGAAGAGAGUGUAGAUCUUGACACCCCACGGAAGCAGGCGUCGUAUCCCGUGACGCACUCCGGGGAAGACGAUGAUAAAUUUGGACUUGGGGUCAAUGGCUUCAACAACCGCUAUGUGAGAACGGGGUCCAUCAGUUCUGAUGCAAGCAGUAUCCCAGCUGUGGCUUUCGAGGGACAGAAGGGGCGGGCGAGGGUGAAAAGUAUGGAGUUGUGA
This is a messenger RNA of Drepanopeziza brunnea f. sp. 'multigermtubi' MB_m1, 3615 nucleotides long. RefSeq lists its product as uncharacterized. Gene Ontology annotation, cellular component: nucleus. Gene Ontology annotation, biological process: regulation of DNA-templated transcription. The record is from RefSeq and is a predicted model, not a curated record. Lineage: Eukaryota; Fungi; Ascomycota; Leotiomycetes; Helotiales; Drepanopezizaceae. Gene Ontology annotation, molecular function: transcription cis-regulatory region binding; DNA-binding transcription factor activity.